Messenger RNA from Akanthomyces muscarius, 366 nucleotides. RefSeq lists its product as uncharacterized. The record is from RefSeq and is a predicted model, not a curated record. Gene Ontology annotation, cellular component: membrane; endomembrane system. The transcript is spliced from 4 exons. NCBI's taxonomy places the organism in Eukaryota, Fungi, Ascomycota, Sordariomycetes, Hypocreales, Cordycipitaceae. Bases 1 to 366 code for a protein of 121 amino acids.
AUGGCUGGAAAAUUCGAACCCAAGGCGCCUGUCCAGCUCAACCCUCCCAAGGACGACCCUAUCACGGUGGAGGAGCUAUCCAAGUGCAAUGGCGUUGACAGCGACAAGGUCUAUGUCGCCAUCAAGGGCAAGGUCUAUGAUGUGACUGGCAACCAAUCGUACAUGCCUGGCAAGGCCUACCACGUGUUCACUGGCAAGGAUGCGUCCCGCGCCCUCGGCAUGACCUCUACCAAGCCCGAGGACGUUGUUGCCGACUGGUCGACUCUGAGCGAAAAGGAAAAGGGCGUUCUCGACGACUGGGUUACCUUCUUCUCCAAGCGCUACAAUAUCGUCGGCGUUGUCGCCGGUGCUACGAAUAUGGACUAG